This is a messenger RNA of Manis pentadactyla (Chinese pangolin), 1446 nucleotides long. RefSeq names its product intraflagellar transport 57 (gene IFT57). Bases 139 to 1428 code for a protein of 429 amino acids. Gene Ontology annotation, cellular component: Golgi apparatus; centrosome; cilium. The transcript has 11 exons. Gene Ontology annotation, biological process: non-motile cilium assembly; intraciliary transport. Lineage: Eukaryota; Metazoa; Chordata; Mammalia; Pholidota; Manidae. The record is from RefSeq and is a predicted model, not a curated record.
CCGGUUUCCUUGGUGACGGGCUACCCAGCGGUCGCCUGGUAACCGGUCGCGGCUGUACUGGCGGCGGCUGCGCAGGCGAGGAGGCCGCCUAGGUCUGUGGGCCCAAACCCGUGCGGGGCUCUUUCUAUUUGUUGUACGAUGGCGGCCGCCGCGGCAGUGGUUACGCCGUCGGGUUUGGAGAAUGGGGUGUCUCGGUCCCGCGGCGAAGGGGCGGGGGAAGUGGUCGUGGAGCGGGGACCCGGCGCGGCCUACCACAUGUUCGUAGUGAUGGAGGACCUGGUGGAGAAGCUGAAGCUGCUCCGCUAUGAGGAGGACCUCCUCCGGAAGAACAAUCUGAAGCCCCCGUCCAGACACUAUUUUGCUCUGCCUACCAACCCUGGGGAACAGUUCUACAUGUUUUGCACUCUAGCUGCUUGGUUGAUUAAUAAAGCAGGAAGUCUCUUCGAGCAGCCUCAAGAAUGUGAUGACCCUAAUGCCACAAUAUCUAACAUAUUAUCUGAGCUUCGGUCAUUUGGAAGAACAGCAGAUUUUCCUCCUUCAAAGUUAAAGUCAGGUUUUGGAGAGCAUGUCUGCUAUGUUCUUGACUGUUUAGCUGACGAAGCAUUAAAAUAUACUGGUUUCACCUGGAAAAGGCCAUCAUACCCAGUGGAAGAAUUGGAAGAAGAAACUGUGCCAGAAGAUGAUGCAGAAUUAACAUUAAAUAAAGUAGAUGAAGAAAUUGUGGAAGAGGAGACAGACAAUGAAGAAAAUUUUGUUGAUCUGAACAUUUUAAAGGCCCAGACCUAUCGUUUGGAUAUGAGCGAGUCUGCCAAACAAGAAGAUAUUUUGGAAUCCACAACAGAUGCUGCAGAAUGGAGUCUUGAAGUGGAACGUGUACUACCACAACUGAAAGUCACGGUUAGGACUGACAACAAGGAUUGGAGAAUCCAUGUUGACCAAAUGCACCAGCACAAAAGUGGAAUUGAAUCUGCUCUAAAGGAGACCAAGGGAUUUUUGGACAAACUCCAUAAUGAAAUUAGUAGGACUCUGGAAAAGAUUGGCAGCCGAGAAAAAUACAUCAACAAUCAGCUUGAGCAUUUGGUUCAAGAAUAUCGUACAGCUCAAGCCCAGCUGAGUGAGGCAAGGGAGCGAUACCAGCAGGGAAAUGGCGAAGUAACUGAAAGGACCAGACUCCUGUCUGAGGUUACAGAAGAACUAGAGAAGGUGAAACAAGAAAUGGAAGAAAAAGGCAGCAGUAUGACUGAUGGUGCUCCUUUGGUGAAGAUUAAACAGAGCUUAACAAAGCUGAAGCAAGAAACUGUUCAGAUGGACAUUAGAAUUGGUGUUGUGGAACACACAUUACUCCAGUCAAAACUGAAGGAGAAGUCCAACAUGACUAGAGACAUGCAUGCAACAGUCAUUCCAGAAUCUGUAAUAGGCUCUUAUUAAAGCAUACUGUUUUUUGGG